AUGUCUCGAGCAGCAUCGACAUCGGCUCCUACACUGUCUCCUCAGUUCUGUUUUGACGAGAGAGUGCUGAGAGACUUCUUACGUGUUUCGCGAUCCACCAUAGACGACUCCAUUACCCAAAACCUCAAUGCCUUGAUCACUCCAGCCCGGAGGGGCUUCGAUCCCUCAUCCACUGCUGUACGCCAAACAGACAAACUCGAGAAACCAAUACAUCCAGAAGCCUGCCAGAGCUUUAAAGAAAAUGUGCUAUUCCCCUCAUGGCAGACUCGAUCAGAUGUGCUCAGCUACUGUGCCGGCGUAGCUACGAGCCCCGAUCCGGAGGAUCCGGAUCUCAUUCUCCGCCAGAUUGAAUCCGCCAGAGAUCGAGAACGGGUCGUCAAUGAGCGGCUAGAUCCAUACUCGGCGCGUUUCUUCCCUCGUGAAGCACGGACGGAGUCUCUGGCCAACUUGGUUCGGAACCAGCGUACUGUUGAGGAAAUUAUUCGGGCGCGGACGUGGGCUAUGGUCUCUGAGAGAUGCAGCGGUUCGUCUUCUAAUUGGGAGGAGGCACUCAAUAGCUGGCGUGAAAGACAGCAGCGGUAG
Molecule: messenger RNA, 582 nt
Organism: Aspergillus chevalieri
Lineage: Eukaryota; Fungi; Ascomycota; Eurotiomycetes; Eurotiales; Aspergillaceae
Product: MIX23 family protein
Exons: 2
Coding region: 1-582 (193 amino acids)
Cellular component (GO): mitochondrial intermembrane space; mitochondrion
Source: RefSeq, a predicted model, not a curated record